This is a messenger RNA of Juglans microcarpa x Juglans regia, 821 nucleotides long. Its product is annotated as protein ZW2-like. Gene Ontology annotation, molecular function: sequence-specific DNA binding. The record is from RefSeq and is a predicted model, not a curated record. Gene Ontology annotation, biological process: DNA-templated transcription. Bases 1 to 693 code for a protein of 230 amino acids. Lineage: Eukaryota; Viridiplantae; Streptophyta; Magnoliopsida; Fagales; Juglandaceae. The transcript has a single exon.
AUGCGAAGUGGGUCAGGAACAGGAACAGCCUCAUUCGAAGCCUUUCUGGAAGGCUGGCUUGUACGCCAAGAACAUUACCUCGAUGAGCUUCUCUCGGCUCGGCAACAUUGCCACGAAAUCAGAGACGAAGACCUCAAAGAUUUGGUUUGCCGCAUCCUCGCACACUACCAAGAAUACUACGAAGAAAAAUCGAUGGUCGCUCAGAUGGACGUCUUCCUCGUGUUCUCUCCCACAUGGUUCACCUCCUUCGAGCGCACCUUCCUCUGGAUCGCCGGUUUCAAACCCGGUUUGGCAUUCCGCCUCAUUAGCAACUCGGUGGAUGACUUGUCCGAGGACCAGCACCAGAGAAUGAAUAGGUUGAUGGAGGAGACGAAGGUGGAGGAACGGGCGCUCAACCAUGAGCUGGCAAAGAUUCAGGAGAGAGUGGCGGCACCACCGUUACUGGAGAUUCUGAGGCGUGGGAGGCGGUCAAUCGAUGGGGAAAUAAGGGAGGAGGACAAUGUGUUCGCGGCAUGGAGGUCGGCAUUGGACUCAGUGGUGGCCAAUGCUGAUGCUCUGAGGACGAACACGGCGGUGAAAGUAGUGGAGAUACUCAGUCCAGCUCAAAGCGUCAGGUUCUUAGCCGCAGUUUCUGAGCUUCAGCUCAGGAUUAGGAGUUGGGGCUUGCAGAGAGAAGCUGAAGCACAAGAAUAAAUUGGGAAUGAAUGAGUGAUGGCUAUAUAGUUAAGUGAGAACCUGAACUCUCUCUCUCUCUCUAUCUCUCUGUUUCUCUCCUAAGCAGUACUGCUAACCUACUUUUAUGAAUGAAUUUAUGUUUGUCA